Messenger RNA from Hippocampus zosterae (dwarf seahorse), 2414 nucleotides. RefSeq names its product ankyrin repeat domain 13B (gene ankrd13b). Gene Ontology annotation, molecular function: protein binding. The transcript has 15 exons. Gene Ontology annotation, cellular component: cytoplasm. Lineage: Eukaryota; Metazoa; Chordata; Actinopteri; Syngnathiformes; Syngnathidae. The record is from RefSeq and is a predicted model, not a curated record. Bases 408 to 2357 code for a protein of 649 amino acids.
GAUCGGUGUAAUAAGAUUUUGAGCGUUUGCUCAUAAUUUGUGCGGCUUAUUUUGAGACACGAGUUCAAUCGCGGCAUCCCGUAGCGCGGAUUGGCUGAGCAUGAGCACAUUUGCUUGCAGUUUGUCAGCGCAUCUCAGUCAGCGGACGGAUGGGAGGAGAGGGGCGAGUAGGAGAGAUGCGUUACUGGAGUAAGCAGGGGAGGGAGAAAGGGGUGGACAAGCGGGGUGGUUUAGAAGAAAUAAACGCACAGCCAAAAAUGUCACCGCUGCCGUAAACCAAACGCUCUCGACCCUGGAUGACAGCGACACGAUGGUUAGCGUCAUCGUAUAGCGAGCAUCACUAAACAAAGUAUCCGAACCAUCCACAGCGAAGACGGCGGAAGGAGGGGGAAAAACUAUGAACGAGCAUGAUUUCUGCUAAGAAAACUCCGGAGAAGAGUCGCUAUCCUGUCCACUAUCUGGUGUGGCACAACAAGCACCGGCAGCUGGAAAAAGAGCUGACAGUCAAUGAGGAGACUGAUUUAGAGUCUGUGGAUCCCCGGGGUCGAACUCCUCUCCACCUGGCUGUCACACUGGGCCAUCUGGACUGUGCCAGAGUUCUGCUGCAGCAUGGAGCUGAUGUCAGCAAGGAGAACCGCAACGGCUGGACUGUUCUUCAGGAGGCAGUCAGUACUAGAGAUCCAGAGCUGGUGCGCCUUGUGCUGCGUUACCGUGACUACCAGAGGACCGCUAAGAGACUAGCGGGCAUCCCCGUACUUCUGGAACGACUGCGCCAAGCCCAGGACUUCUAUGUGGAGAUGAAAUGGGAGUUUACCAGCUGGGUGCCCCUGGUGUCUCGUAUCUGCCCCAGCGACACCUACAGGGUUUGGAAGAGUGGCCAGUGUCUCCGCGUCGACACCACUCUGACCGGAUUUGAGCAGAUGACGUGGCAAAGAGGAAAUCGGAGCUUCAUUUUCAGGGGACAAGACUCCAACGCAGAGGUGAUCGAGGUCGACCACGACAGGCAGCUGGUGUUCUGUGAGACCUUGUGCGUCUCAUCUCUGGCGGCGCUUUCACCCGGCCGAGGGAAAGGCGGCGCCUGCAGCAGUACGGCUGCUGGUUUGGGCCUAUUGGGGGGAGUGCAGCCCAGUGACGAGCAGGUGGCGGCGCGACUGUCUGCCGCUGUGGUGACCACUCAGCUGGACACGCGCAACAUUGCCUUUGAGAGGAACAAGACAGGCAUUCUGGGCUGGAGGAGUGAGAAGACGGAGACUGUGAACGGAUAUGAAGCCAAGGUGUAUGCUGCGUCAAAUGUAGAGCUUAUCACCAGGACCAGAACGGACCACCUGUCAGACCAGAACAAGAACAAGAUUAAAGGUGGGAAGACUCCCCUGCAGAACUUCCUCGGGAUUGCAGAGCAACACAUGGGCACAAACAACGGGGCCCUAGUGACCCAGAUGUCCGCUCCAGCAGCGACCAAUCCCUCUGCGCUGAGCGCUGAGGAAUACUUCAACCCCAGCUCUUCUCCCACGCUGAGGGACAUCGGCCACCCGUGCCAACUCACCACCAAGACCCAGAGAUUCAAAGCCAAGCUGUGGCUGUGCGAGUCCCACCCUCUUUCGUUGGCAGAUCAAGUGGCGCCUAUCAUCGACCUCAUGGCCAUUUCCAACGCCCUGUUUGCCAAGCUGCGUGACUUCAUCAUGCUGCGUUUGCCGCCCGGCUUUCCCGUCAAGAUCGAGAUCCCUCUCUAUCACAUCCUGAACGCCAGGAUUACCUUCAGCAACUUGAACGGCUGCGAGGAGGGGGCAAGCGCGCGCCCUGACAACGAAGCCGCGGUAGAAGGGAACGGACAAAGGUAUAACCUGAGGACGGACACCCCCUCGCCUGGCAGCGACUCCUCGAGUGUGUCCAGCUCCAGCUCCAGCUCCACAAUGUCAUGUCGAGCCGGCGAGAUCCCCCCCUGUGUUUUUGAGCCCCCGCCUGGAUACACCAUGCUUGGAGGCAAACAGAGAGACAGCAUGAGGGAAGAGGAGGACGACCUGCUGCAGUUCGCCAUUCAACAGAGCCUGCUGGAAGCCGGCUCGGAAUACGAUCAGGUGACCAUUUGGGAGGCACUGACCAAUAGCAAGCCUGGAACACACCCCCUCUCUUGUGAUCCAAGUCGCCUGGAGAGGAUCCCCCAAACGAAGCCUCGCUCCCCUUCCAGCCGCUCCUCAACCCCCUCCAAGAAACUGCAGUCGAGCAGCUGCAGCUACGACCGGCAGCUGCGCAUCGCCAUGGAGAUGUCGGCUCGGGAGCAAGAGGAAGCUGAGCUGCGGCGACGGAAGGAGGAAGGAGAGCUGCUGCAUAUCAUCCAGCUGUCGCUUAUGGAAAAGUGAACCGGCCAAUAGGUCAGUGAGGUGGUUCAAACAAUGUAAGCACACACAAAAAGAAAA